Messenger RNA from Fukomys damarensis (Damara mole-rat), 4380 nucleotides. RefSeq names its product phosphatidylinositol transfer protein membrane associated 2 (gene Pitpnm2). Gene Ontology annotation, cellular component: cytoplasm. Gene Ontology annotation, biological process: phospholipid transport. Gene Ontology annotation, molecular function: phosphatidylcholine binding; phosphatidylinositol transfer activity; phosphatidylcholine intramembrane carrier activity. The coding region runs from base 193 to 4380 and encodes 1395 amino acids. NCBI's taxonomy places the organism in Eukaryota, Metazoa, Chordata, Mammalia, Rodentia, Bathyergidae. The record is from RefSeq and is a predicted model, not a curated record. The transcript has 27 exons.
GAUGCUUGCCCGUGUGUCCUAGUCCCCGACAACCUUCUGUGGGCCUUCUGAUCCACCCCUCUUCAUGUGGCAGGGACACUGAUGGAGCUGCUCAGAGGGAGCCUUGGUGAACUCUGCCAUGGUAAUUUAAGGAAGCUCUCGUAGAAGUCCUCACUUGCAGUUCCCCAGUGUCGGGAAGGCCUGGACUCCAAGAUGAUUGUAAAGGAGUAUCGGAUCCCUCUGCCGAUGACUGUGGAGGAGUACCGCAUCGCCCAGCUGUACAUGAUUCAGAAGAAGAGUCGUAACGAGACCUAUGGUGAAGGCAGUGGCGUGGAGAUCCUGGAAAACCGGCCCUACACGGAUGGUCCCGGCGGCUCUGGACAGUACACACACAAGGUGUACCACGUGGGCAUGCACAUCCCUGGCUGGUUCCGCUCCAUCCUGCCCAAGGCGGCCCUGCGGGUGGUGGAGGAGUCCUGGAAUGCCUACCCCUAUACCCGGACCAGAUUCACCUGCCCUUUUGUGGAGAAGUUCUCCAUCGACAUCGAAACCUUUUACAAAACUGAUGCUGGGGACAGCCUUGACGUGUUCAGCCUGUCGCCUGUGGAAAAGAGCCAGCUGACAACUGACAUCAUCGACAUCGUCAAGGACCCCGUGCCCCCCAACGAGUACAAGACGGAAGAAGACCCCAAGCUGUUCCAGUCGGUCAAGACCCACCGGGGGCCCCUGUCUGACAAUUGGAUCGAGGAGUACAAGAAGCGGCUCCUGCCCGUCAUGUGUGCCUACAAGCUGUGCAAGGUGGAGUUCCGCUACUGGGGCAUGCAGUCCAAGAUCGAGCGGUUCAUCCACGACACUGGCCUGCGGCGGGUGAUGGUGCGGGCCCACCGGCAGGCCUGGUGCUGGCAGGACGAGUGGUACGGGCUGAGCAUGGAGCACAUCCGGGAGCUCGAGAGGGAGGCGCAGCUCAUGCUGUCCCGAAAGAUGGCCCAAUUCAACGAGGAUGAGGCAGGCACAGAGCUCACCAAGGACCCAGCCAGCCAGGACCAGGCAUCUGGGCCAGCCCCCGAGCCCAGCAGCAGCAACGGGGAGCCCCUGGUUGGGCGGGGGCUGAAGAAGCAGUGGUCCACGUCCUCCAAGUCCUCUCGGUCGUCCAAGCGGGGAGCCAGCCCUUCCCGCCACAGCAUCUCGGAGUGGAGGAUGCAGAGUAUCGCCAGGGACUCUGAUGAGAGCUCAGACGAUGAGUUCUUCGAUGCCCAAGAGGACCUCUCGGACUCUGAGGACAUGUUCCCCAAGGACAUCACAAAGUGGAGCUCCAACGACCUCAUGGACAAAAUGGAGAGCCCCGAGCCCGAGGACGCACAGGACAGUCUGUACCACCACAGCGGCCCUGAGUUCAGGGUGGCCUCCAGCGUGGAGCAGCUGAACAUCAUCGAGGAUGAGGUCAGCCAGCCGCUGGCCGCGCCACCCUCCAAGAUCCACGUGCUGCUGCUGGUGCUGCAUGGAGGCACCAUCCUGGACACCGGCGCUGGGGACCCCAGCUCCAAGCAGGGUGACACCAAUACCAUCUCCAAUGUGUUUGACACUGUCAUGCGUGUGCACUACCCCAGCGCCCUGGGCCACCUCGCCAUCCGCCUGGUGCCCUGCCCACCCGUCUGUGCCGAUGCCUUUGCUUUCGUCUCCAACCUCAGCCCCUACAGCCACGACGAGGGCUGUCUGUCCAGCAGUCAGGACCACAUCCCAUUGGCCGCCCUGCCACUGCUGGCUACCUCCUCACCUCAGUACCAGGAGGCAGUUGCCGUGGUGAUCCAGCGGGCCAACCUGGCUUAUGGGGACUUCAUCAAGUCCCAGGAGGGCAUGCCCUUCAACGGACAGGUCUGCCUGAUUGGGGACUGCGUUGGGGGCAUCCUGGCAUUCGAUGCUUUAUGCUACAGCAGCCAGCCAGUGUCUGAGAGCCAGAGCAGCAGCCGCCGUGGCAGCGUGGUCAGCGUGCAGGACGCCGAGCUGCUGUCCCCCGGCAUCCUGGUGAACACGGCGCCCAGCUCCAGCCUGGAGAGCAGUCGGCACCUGAGCCGCAGCAACAUCGACAUCCCCCGCAGCAAUGGCACCGAGGACCCCAAGAGGCAGUUGCCCCGAAAGAGGAGUGACUCAUCCACCUACGAGCUGGACACCAUCCAGCAGCACCAGGCCUUCCUGUCUAGCCUCCACGCCAGUGUGCUGAGGAAUGAGCCCAGCUCCCGCCACUCGAGCAGCUCCCCUGUGCUGGACGGCGCCGGGGCCCUGGGCAGGUUUGACUUUGAGAUCGCCGACCUCUUCCUCUUCGGGUGCCCGCUGGGGCUGGUCCUGGCCUUGAGGAAAACAGUCAUUCCCAGCCUGGAUGUUUUCCAGCUGCGGCCAGCCUGCCAGCAAGUCUACAACCUCUUCCACCCCGCGGACCCCUCUGCCUCGCGCCUGGAGCCACUGCUGGAGCGGCGCUUCCACACCCUGCCGCCCUUCAGCAUCCCUCGCUACCAGCGCUACCCACUGGGGGACGGCUCCUCCACACUGCUGGUCGAGACCAUGCAGAGAAAUCCUGAGCUGGUCCUGGAGGGUGGCCCCCUGGCCCCGCUCCCCACUGGGGACGGCUUCCUGGAGACCAGCAUCCCCGUUCCCACGCUCGCCGGGCAGGACGUGCCCCGCCAGAGCCCGGGCUGUGCUGAGUCGGAUGCGCUCCAGACCCAUAGCACAGUCUUCCAAGAGCACACGGCUCCCUCAUCCCCCGGCACAGCCCCUACCAGCCGUGGCUUCCGAAGAGCGAGCGAGAUCAGCAUCGCCAGCCAGGUGUCGGGCAUGGCCGAGAGCUACACUGCGUCCAGUAUUGCCCAGAAGGUCCCCUGGAUGCUCACCCAAACUCCCAGUGUCAGGCGCCUGUCCCUGCUCCUCCUGCCCCCCCCAGCCCCCAGUACUCCCAGCCCCUGCCCCUGGGCCAAACAGGUGAGCCCCAGCCUGGCAAGGGCACUGUGGCUCCCUGGCCUGGACUUCGGAGAAGUUGCCGCAAAGUGGUGGGGCCAGAAGCGGAUCGACUAUGCCCUGUACUGCCCUGACGCCCUCACAGCCUUCCCCACGGUGGCCCUGCCACACCUCUUCCACGCCAGCUACUGGGAGUCGACGGAUGUGGUCUCCUUCCUGUUGAGACAGGUCAUGAGGCACGACAGCGCCAGCAUCCUGGAGCUGGACGGCAAGGAGGUGUCGGUGUUCACCCCCUCGCAGCCCAGAGAGAAGUGGCAGCGCAAGAGGACACACGUGAAGCUUCGGAACGUGACCGCCAACCACCGGAUCAGCGACGCAGUUGCCAACGAGGACGGCCCGCAGGUGGUGACCGGCCGCUUCAUGUAUGGGCCCCUGGACAUGGUCACCCUGACUGGAGAGAAGGUGGAUGUGCACAUCAUGGUGCAGCCGCCCUCCGGCGAGUGGCUCUACCUGGACACGCUGGUAACCAACAGCAGUGGGCGCGUCUCCUACACCAUCCCCGAGUCACACCGCCUGGGGGUGGGCGUAUACCCCGUCAAGAUGGUGGUCAGGGGAGACCACACGUUUGCCGACAGCUACAUCACUGUGCUGCCCAAAGGCACGGAGUUCGUGGUCUUCAGCAUCGAUGGCUCCUUUGCCGCCAGUGUGUCCAUCAUGGGCAGCGACCCCAAGGUGCGGGCCGGGGCUGUGGACGUGGUGCGGCACUGGCAGGACCUGGGCUACCUCAUCAUCUAUGUGACGGGCCGGCCCGACAUGCAGAAGCAGCGGGUGGUGGCAUGGCUGGCCCAGCACAACUUCCCCCAUGGCGUGGUCUCUUUCUGCGAUGGCCUGGUCCAUGACCCGCUGAGGCACAAGGCCAACUUCCUGAAGCUGCUCAUCUCUGAGCUACACCUGCGCGUGCAUGCGGCCUACGGCUCCACAAAGGAUGUGGCAGUAUACAGUGCCAUCAGCCUGUCGCCCAUGCAGAUCUACAUCGUGGGUCGGCCCACCAAGAAGCUGCAGCAGCAGUGCCAGUUCAUUACAGACGGCUACGCGGCCCACCUGGCCCAGCUCAAGUACAAUCACCGGGCGCGGCCGGCCCGCAACACAGCCACCCGCAUGGCGCUGCGCAAAGGCAGCUUUGGCCUCCCCAGCCAGGGCGACUUCCUGCGUUCACGGAAUCACCUGCUCCGCACCAUCUCAGCCCAGCCCAGUGGGCCCGGCCACCGGCACGAGCGGACGCAGACUGCCCCACCUGGAGCCCAAUCCAGGCACAGGCCUGGUGUCAUCUUCGGCCUGGGGAGCACAGCCGGGGGUGAGGCCAGUGACAUCCAGAGCUGGCUCUCAGACACCCUGAGGCUUGGGGCCCCGACUGGCCUGGCCGCCUCUUCUGCUCCUCGCCCGCCAUCGGCCUAG